Messenger RNA from Sycon ciliatum, 3501 nucleotides. Its product is annotated as transmembrane protein 245-like. The coding region runs from base 451 to 2964 and encodes 837 amino acids. The transcript is spliced from 16 exons. NCBI's taxonomy places the organism in Eukaryota, Metazoa, Porifera, Calcarea, Leucosolenida, Sycettidae. The record is from RefSeq and is a predicted model, not a curated record.
CUGGUUUUUCGGCUGAAGAAUAUUCGGAUAAUUGUUGGAUCAAAUGAAUGAAACAUAAACAGCUGUUUGAGACGAAGAAAGCUAUGCGACACCGCUCCUGGUAACCAUCGGUGAUGUAGUAAAUUGUUGCGGUGAGUUCACUUUGCUCUGUUUGACGCCGAAUUCGUAUGGAGGAUUGAUAUCGUGCCGCAUGUCCUGAAAUUUAGGAUUGGAGUCAAAUCUUCCAUUCCGUCUGUAGACUUUACUAGCUGUGUCAACCAUUCUACCUGCUCGUUGUCUUUAGAAUGGCUGACCAUACUUCUGAGUCCUCGCAUAAUGUCUCCUACAGACUUCAAGCACUGCUAGCGUUUGCAUAGCAACUCAGGUGACCAGCCAAUAGGUAGUGAGAGCCUCAUAUUUUCCUUAGCACAGCUUGUGUGAGCCACCCUAUUAAUUAGGGCCACCAGAAGAAUGGAUGAUAAUUUUGUGAAGAUUGGCGGAGACCAUAAGCCUGGAGCAGGUUGGGAAAAAUGGCAGAUGUAUGCUUUACACAAGCUUGCUGGCGAUGAUGCGGACAGCUACAAGACAGUAAAGAAGGCUCUGUACAAUGCUGCAGUAAAUGUCUCCUUUAUUUUGGCCGCGGCAGUUGCUUGUGCACUGUAUUUCGUCUUCUCGGCAUUCACACGUCCUCUACUAUGGGCAGUGAUGUGUGGUACGUUCCUAUUCCCAAUGAAGAGUGCUGCGGCAGCUACAGUAUUGGAUUGGCUGGCUUCACUUGAAUUGACGGACCGCCCAUUGCUUAUAGGCGUUCUCCUGAUGCCUUUUCAGCUGCUGAAGAGUUGCGCUGAUUUAAUUGAGCAUAUCGUUUGGUCCAAUUGGAAGUCACUAGCGCUGCUGUGCUGCGGUAUUUCCCUGAGCGUCUGCUACGAGAUUCUACCCGUAUGGGUUGCAUUCACGUAUACAUUUCGAGGUGUGUCGUGGCUGGCCAUAUCUACUCUGGACUUUGCGGCAAUGCAUCAAGUUGAGGCAAUGACAUUGGCUGUAGGGCAUGUUCUCUGCGUCCUGAUCCUGUGGGACGUGCCCUGGUGCCAGAGGAUUCUGAGGAUCUUGUCUCCCUUUGUUUGGAUUAUCUCAUUAUUUUUCCUAGCUAGCUACGUGCCGUACCGUGUGCCAAUGUUCCUGGUGGUUACAGCACUGUGUGUUAUUGGCUUUUUAGCUGGCAUGCCAGCUCAAGGUAUUUUUCAGAAGCACUCCUCAGAUGCUGCUGCACCUAGUGUGAUUGACCACCUGGCUAAAUCCGAUUCUGUAAAGGCCACUGCAGCAAGGAAUCUCCGGGUCCCUAAGCGGCGAUACAUACGGCGCGGGAAGCCUUCACCAGCCUCACCGAUGCAUAAGUUCUCAACGCAGUACUCACAUCAGACAAUCCACGAGGUCGUGCUCUCGUUGUUGCACAGCCGUGCACACUUCACCGCUCUGCUGUGGGGCUGCCUGGCUCUAACGGUGUACCGUCAUCGCUAUUUCUUCUUGCAAGUCGUGCCUUUACCAGCUCUACUGCUUCUCCUCAAGCUUGUCAGCAGUCACUUCCGCGAGCAACGCCAUCGCCUGUUCGGCAAGGUCAAGCAACCCAUUGACCGUUGCAUGGCAUCUCUGCAACGGAGGAGCGAUGCUCUUGUACCGCCGCCACUGCGGGGUAUCAUCCGCUGCGUUCUUGUUGGUGACCGAAAGGCAGCAUCAUGGCUCAAGGAAUUUGUUGAUCCUUGUGUAACAGUACUGUUGAUGGCUGCACUUAUCAUCGGUGUUCUCAUCGUGGCCUUUAUCCUCGCAGUCCAGGUGCGUCAUGAAAGCAUGCAUGUUGUGACUGCUGCUGGAUCUAUAUGGCAUGGUGUUCUGGACAGUUACCCGGACCUGAAACGGUGGUGGGGAGGUGACUUUCCCAAGAAAUUCCUAGAUUUCGUCGAUGUCGUUCAGCAGCAGACUAUUCAUCACGGUCGCUCCUGGUUGACAUCAUGGUUACGACAGGCUGCUCCGAACAAUGAGAGUGCACUCCACAUUGAGGCACAGAUCUGGGACGUGUUUGAUGCUGCCUACAACAGCUGGGGCAACCAGAGCAGUAAGAUGAAUAUUGGCGUGGUUGGUGACAGCAGCGGUGCAAGUACGAAUGCAGCUAGCUUCCUGGACAAUGCUUACAUGUGGCUGUCAGCUGACCAAUUGCCUGGUGUGUUUUCCACCAUCAGGGAGAAUAUUGGGACUCUCCAAGCGACUCUCGAUUCUGUACUGGUGGUGGUGCGUGGCAACAUGAAUCUACUGUUGACCUCAAUCACCGUUAUCUUGUCUAUUCUAAUCGGAAGCGGCUCUGCUGUGCUCAACUUCUUUUUUAGUGGGGUUAUCUUCAGCACAUCGCUGUUUUACCUCCUGUCGCUGUCACAAGAGCGCUAUGCGCCGGGAGAGUGGAUGACGUUUCUCUUUCUGCCCGGUGAUGCUGGCCAACAGCAUGAGACCAGUGAAAUGGUUGCUGCAAGUGUCCAGGGUGUGUUUGGAGCUACGCUGCAGAUGAUAACCUUUUAUGGCGUCUUCACGUACUUCACACACAGCUUGUUUGGCUUUCAGAUUGUUGUCAUUCCUGCCAUUACAGCAGCUGUGAUAGCAGCAGUUCCAUUCAUUGGUACGUACUGGGUGUCAGCGCCAGCCGUUGUCUAUCUGUGGCUUGUUGAGGAGUCAGCGCUGCAGGCCCUGCUUCUCCUCGCUCUACACACCAUUGCCUUCUACUACGUCGACAUGGCAAUCUACAGUGAGAUCAAAGGAGGAGGACAUCCCUACCUGACGGGACUUGCAGUGGCUGGUGGUGUCUAUAUCUUUGGUCUGGAUGGAGCCGUCAUUGGUCCUAUACUGCUGUGCUGUGGCCUGGUUGGCUGGCGAAUGAUACGCAAUGUCUUCAAUGAUGAUCUGCCUAUUCAAUACACUAGGUAUCACUCUGAAUCAGGAUAGAAGAUACACAUGAUACACGCGCUGUGCUCUGAUUACACGCGUGUUUAGAAUGCAGCCAAAGUCAGAUGGUUUUUUUGCGGUUUAGAGGUCUUUGUGAAUUUAUUUAUUUCCCCCUAUGAUAGAAAUCUUUUUUUUUGUCAUUCUGCUGUGACCUGAGACGCAUUGAGAUGGUUGUCUUCAUGGGAUGAGGAAGCAGGUAUAGCUUUCGAGCAUGCUAAUAGUAACAGCAGCCAUAGCAUCUUACCACGUCAGUACUGCCGGCAGUGCGGCGUGUACGUGCCUUCACAACAUUGUGUUUACUCUUUAUUUGUCGACCUGUUUUCUUUUUUUAUUGAGUUCUAAAUCUUCAGUGAAAUGUUCUGAGCUACACCCCCCCCCCCUCCCUCUCUUAGACUUAUUUUCUCCAUUCAACAUUAGCCAUGCACCCUUUUUUCUUCUUUUUAAAAUAUUCAUCUUGUAGAGCAUUCAGUGCAGAUGAUAGGAAGGUUUACACCUGUCUGCGUCUUUUAAUAAAUUCAAAGGAAGUAAAAUUCAUAA